Molecule: messenger RNA, 9783 nt
Organism: Fusarium redolens
Lineage: Eukaryota; Fungi; Ascomycota; Sordariomycetes; Hypocreales; Nectriaceae
Exons: 7
Coding region: 1-9783 (3260 amino acids)
Source: RefSeq, a predicted model, not a curated record
AUGCCUCCUCCAGUGGCUUCUAUGGCCCCUCGGAAGGGCAAGAGCGACAACGAAAAACCCCUGUCGCUCAACGAUGCCCUUUACAACCAUCUCGUCCUCCCUCCUCAACUUCCCCAACGUCAAGACUCCAACCUUGACGAGCUCGAGAAAGCUCUGAUCGAUAGACUGUUGGCUUCCGUGAAGCACCUCCGAGAUCUCCCCGAAAACGAUCUGAGUUACGCUUGGAGCUUGAUCGAGCGAGGUCUUCAUGCCACCAAGAGCAUUCAUGCCGGAGGUCACGUCGACCGAACUGCGCUUAUUCGAGAACUCAACGAUCUUGGAGACUCGGACUUUCUAGUCGUCUAUGUACGGAGCCAGAACUGUGCUCUUUACAUCCGCCGUUCGCAAGAUCGUGUCUUUGGCGCUUCUGUCAUAUUCGAGGCCUUUGAAACUUCAGCGCAUAACGAAGAUGUUCUGGCAACCGAAAAUGCACUUCAGUGGGACUUUCCUGGAUGUGCAGUCGCCGUCCCUCUCGCUACAUUCCGCGAAAAUGGUUUCGUGGCCAAUCUAGCCAACUUCCUGGACAACGCUUCACGAGAGUUACUCACCGAUUUCUCCGCACAAGCGCUCAGGGCGGGAACGUCUAUGCCCGAGUUUCGCAACACCUCCGAACCUGCUCUCAUUUCCUCUAUGCUCAUGGCUAUUCUGCAACAAAACGGCCGCCGCCUCGCCCCAACUCUUCUGCAGAAGAUGGUUCGGGACGAUGUGCUGUGGAACAACGCAGAAAAGCCAUGGACGCGACUGCCUUAUUGGCUUGUACUGCGAGUUGCCAUCUCUCGAUACCUUACUCAACGUUUGGGUGAAAUUGGGCGAGUUGAAUACAAGUUUUUGUUGGCUCACCUCUUCAGCGAAUUCCUCGCCCAUAUCCAGCAAUCAGGAAUACGCCUCGACCGCUUCGAUUUCCUCAAGAAAAAGAUCUGCCGACGGCUAGUCAAGCUGGAAGUUGAUAAAGACCGGUCUCAAGAUCUGACCCAGAGGAUCGAGUAUCUAUUCACCCAACUUAGCCCCGGAUUUCAGAAUUCGAUUUCCAAGGCAAAUGCCUUCCUCGAAGCCUCAUGGAAGCAUCAGAAGCUGACGAUGACUAAAACGAUCCCUCCACUACCCAGGCAAGCUUCUUUCGAAGAUAUGAAGCUGGACCUAAAGAUUAGCGGAAUUACCCUCAACAGGAUCUGGAGGGGCUAUUCGAAGCCUGUCAAGUUCAACACUGGGCGACAAGGCACCGCAAAUGUCGCACAGGCUGCGAAGCAGCAUCUCAGUUCAUUUGCUUUCGAACACUUCAAGUUGAUUGAAAAAGAGAUAGCCGUUGCCAGUUUUUGCGAUGAGCGCUUGCUUCCGCGCUCAAAAAUUGAAAAGGCAGCUUCUUUGAUUAACGAGUAUUUGCGACAGGCUUCUAGGGCCUAUGAUAGUAUCCCCGAACUCAAGAGCACACUGAUCUUGAACACCAUGGAUCUAUGGGUUACCAUGGAUAAGGCAGCCUGUGCGGUGUAUCCACUUCUCAGUGAAUUUCACCCUGUAUUUCGACCUGAGAUGCUUGAUGUCGUGCUCCUUUCUACCUUCAAUGAUAUGAAGCGGCUGCAGAAGAUCCAGGUCUAUCUGCAGGAUCGUAUUGCUGCUUGUCAAGGUUCAACAACCAGUAUUUUUGACGAUCCUGUCCGUGGAUCAUUUGGUCAUCGAUUCUAUGAUGACUCUGACAUGUCUGAUGAGAUGAACGAUCUACAAAAGUCAAUAGAGGCCUGGGCGACCCAAUUGCGGGACACAAAAGAAAAGGAAUGGAAGUCAAAAAGCCAAGAGUACUCAAGACUGUCCAAGGUUAUCGAUGAGAGCACAUGCGUGUACAUGGUAGACGAGGACAAUCCCCACUUGCCCCCUUAUCAUGACCGCGAUUGUCGUCGCUGCUACUUGAAGCGGCAGUUGAAGAGAAUUAGUAUCCAGGCCUACGAACACCCCCUUCCUUCUGACCCUCAUGUCGCGAAAGCUGUCGUUUUUGAGCUGCUUUGCCCGCAGACUUUGGCAAAAUAUCGAGAUGCCACAUGGAUCGUUAUAUCGAUAGCCCUACCAACAGAGGAAGGCGUCGACCCGAAGUGCUGGGCACGAGACUAUCAACAGCUACAGAAGUAUGCCAACGACUCAUCAAUGAGCUGCUCUCUGGCAUCAGUCACUAAACCUUUCGUCUCUACCCACUACCACUCCUUAGCAUUCCCUAUCGAAUGGGAUAACGGCAGAUACGGUGUUUGUCGACCAAACGGAUUAAAGUUGGCUUAUUGUGAUAGUAAUUCGAAACUAUGGCCCAGCCGUCGGGGUCAUCUAAGCUUCUUACAUCAUGUGAAGCUUCAGAUACCCGAUUCUUCCCCGUUCGCGCAGCAAGACGCUGCCUUCUUCAAGAGUAUUUACGGGCCAUCCUCAUACGAAAUCAUGGCAACAGCAUCGAGAUGCCCACAGGGUAUCAAUGUUCAUGAAUAUCUUGCUUUUCAGACGGUUGCAUCUGGAAAGUCCAGGCGCUGGCUAUCAAUUCUUGCCGAAUUGGCAUCGGCCAACCUGAACUUCUCCAAUGAAGCCACCAUGUUACUCGUCACUCAUCUGGCUCUUCAGUGCGGGCCCUUGGAUGACUCUAGGAGUGAGUUUCGUAUCAUCCAUGAGGUUUUCCGUGACACUUCAUUCUGCGAGACCUUCGUGGAGCAGAUAUCACAUCGACUAGACAGCUUGGCGGCUAACUGGAGAGAAAUCUACCUGAUGGAAACCGUCGUCACUUUCACCCUCCGUCUUCUCGACUUCACCUGGGCAGCAUCUAUGACAAAGAUCUCCGACCAGACAAUUUCCCUCUUGCUACGUGCCAGAAACACAUGUGUGCGUUGGUUUAAGCUCCUUCGUGCUGAGUCUUACAAGGUUGUCGAAGCCGAGACAGCACGACGGUUCCAACAGUACGCUCUCUGGGCUGCUCUCUUGUGCAAACGAACAUAUACACCUAUGGCCUGCGGUCGUCAUGGUUUCGACGAUUUGUCUCUUGAGAUCUUCAUUCAGAGCAGCAUCACGGCAAAUGACAACCUUGUGGUUAAGCUAGAGGCGCUUCCCCAGCUUCUCCAGCACGCAAUUAUUCGAGAUAUUCGACUUUCGUAUCGACUUGCUCCGAUUAUAUCGCAACAAAUUGUUGAAAACUUGGAGGUCUUCCGACUAUCCCUUUGUGACAUGUGGCCGGAGGAAGAAGGGUGCCCUCGAGCUUUUUCUCAAGUAAAACUGGCCCCAGAAGCUCCCAACUGGGUUUUUUGCCAAUCACGAACAGGGGACAGUGUCGACUCAUUCGAUCAGACUGUUUCAUUUAACUGCAUCAGAGGGUUACUUCUAGUUGAUAGCCAACCGAUGGGAAAACUGCCAGAAGACCCUAAGUACUCCGUCGUUUUGAAUGAGCUCUUCGGCAACCAAGCCCUCCUAACAUUCCCUUCACGCCACCGAGAGAUGCAGUAUGUUCUGUGUGUGAGACCCCGAGGAUAUCAAGUCCAUGUGGGAUACGGUAGUGAAACGCAGGAGUUGAUUGUAAGAGCCUUCCGAGGGAGAUACGCUCUGCAAUUGAUCCCUCGUGAGACCUUCCAAGGCGAUUACCCCGAUCUCCCAGGACCCCUUUUACACAAUUGCUUUCAUUGGCUGCACCUAAGAACCGGAGACAUUUUCAUAACUUCUAAGGACAGACCCUGGCCAGAUGACCCUCACAAGUGGUACAUUUUGAGCCUGAAAGACUACACAUGUGCUAGAACGCGCCUGUAUCGAGGUCUCUUCACAAAGGACCACAUUGUCAACCCGUCAAGUCCACUCUUCAAUCGCAUAAGUGGAAUUCUUGACUCACUUGAAGAUCGCAGCCAGAUAACUGUGUACCAACCCGGAGGAGAUCGGAACCUUACCGUGGAGCUUCCAAGACUCAACAUUGUCUUCCACACUAACAAGAACCGUCUACUUCAAUCGCCUCAGCUACAAUGCCAAAUCGACAAGAACCAAGAUGCCGGGACCUGGUACGGCCUCCGCAGCAAGCUGGUAUGCACUAGCCUUACCAACCCGAUGCACAGGUCUAUCUUAGUGCCUCUCGGGCCCGUCUCUGCUCGCUCAGAAGGAUGUCAUGUAACGGUGAGGGUCGAACCCUCAGAUAAAUUUGGAAGGUUCAAUAUCAACAGCACACUGGGACGGAUCGACUGCGCGCCAGAGCCCACACUGGUCUUUACCAAGGCUCUUCUUCAUGCAUGUACAUCUUUUCUUCUCCCUGAUCCUUUGACCGGCCGCACUGGAACUGAAGAAGCUAUCGACUGGCUCCAAGCAGGCAUAUCUCAGCCAUGGUCCCCCCUUACUCCACCCUCUAUGAUGGUACUGAACAAAAUAGCUGGACUAACACCGAGAAGAGUGUACUACCCACAAGAUCUUAAGGUUAUGCGUACAGAUACCUGGAUCGAGUCCCUGCCUGUCAUUCUUCAGGACUCAGCAUACAGACAAAUUGUGGAUCGUAUCCUUCGAGAGUCUGCAACUUUAGGAAUGUUUGCAGCCAAAGAACAGGCUACUAUAAAAAUGCCGGAGCUGCCUUCUUCAGGAGAUGUGCACCUACAUGCACGAGUGAUGUUUCGACAAGGAGCUGUUACAAGGUGUUCAGGGAAUACGUCCAGCCGCACACAGCCAGUCAACCAGAAGUACAUGUCUCGAGAUCGCCCCUCAACAGUCAACAUAAUGCAUCGCAAUGUGCUUGAGGUCAUAAACUUGAUCCGGAAAUGGCCCCAGAGCUUCAAGACGACGGAUUGUAUUGCCCAAGUUCUCUCACAGGGCAGUGCUGUUGGUGGAUUCACAUCGGCUUUCGACGGAACAUCCCUCAAUGAGAAGUUGAAGGUUAAUAUUAUUCAACGUUGGGGGUCAUUGGUCCGAUUUUCCCGUGAAUCAACAGAUCGAUACAAGCUCAUGUACUUACUCGGGCCAAUGUCGUUCCAUCUCGACGCAAAUAUGCCACUUCUUCGAACCCUUGUUGCGUCCGCGGUAUUUAGUGAUCUUAAAGAGCUUGAAUUGCCCAAGUGGGAUGAGUUUGAUCAUUUCCAACUGAACCAGGCACCACAGCUUGAUUACAUCCUGCAUCUGCUCAAGCCCUACAGAGUCGCUGCGCCAGAGAACGAUGCGAUGGGCUUGGGGCAGUAUUCGAGCGGGAAACUCUUGCGCAAGUUGCAGAUCGAGCAGGCGAAACACGAAGCCAAAGUUGAGGAUGAUUGCAAGUACUUAGCCAACCACCUCCUGAGCCAAUGGCCAUGUCUGGAGCCAAAUGUCAGUGGCCUGUCUCGGUCUGUACUGAUUGACAUCGGCCCUGCGUUGGAAGUUAUUCGUCCCGAGUGGAAACGCCUGUUUAUGAACAGAGACCUCACUGAGCAUCUCAAAGAGGUCCAGACAAUUCUUGACAGACGAACCCUAGAAGACCGAUACGAACCGCCUGCGGUUCCCUUAUCCGAGGUGACCUACACGGUAAGAAUGCGAGGUGGUGUCGAAACCGUCGACCUUCGGCAACUGCUGGCCAAACCGUAUCGUAUUCUUAAGGUCACGACGAGUACGAAUCAAAGUCCUUCUGUGGCCUCGGCGGAUCGGCCAUUUCUGAAUGAGAAGGACUUUUCCCCAGGAUUCGGCAAUUUUGCUUGGCAAAGAAACACAGGUUCAGGGGCCAGCUCGCUUUGGUCGGGUCUCGCCAGACGUGAUAAUGCCCCAACGGACAAGAAUAUGUCAGAAUCGGCUGUGAGGUCACAAUCCGGUAUGAAGUUGAAUCUCAUAGCCCAACGCUUGGGAGCAUCUCGGUCGGUUGUUAGGCGCCGUUACGCAGCGGACUUCCAGAAGAGCCUCGCUGCUUUUCAGCACACUCCUUUAACCAGUUAUAAAGAAUCGAUGAAAUCUAGAGAAGCUGAGAUGCACUCCAGUCUGGAGAAGGUCGCAAGCAGUUUCGAGGCGAUCUGUAUAGCCCUAGAGUCAAGUGGAGUAUGUUCACAAAGGAGGAUCUUUUGGCUCAAAGAAGGAAACCUGUGGCCGAUUGUGACCAAGGCUACGCUCCUUUCUUGUCUCGGAUCGGCUGCUCAGGUCACAAAAUUUGGAAGUGGAAUGAGAAAGGCCAUUUUAGAAAUGGGAGUUGACAUUACGAAAUACCAAAGACAGGUCCGACUUCAUGACCUAGCGUCAAAAAGCAUCUCGGGCAGAUACCACGAAGAGGAGUCUAACGUGGGACACUCGAAUUGGAAGCCCGAAGAGUAUCCAGAUUGGCUCCUGUUAGAAAUAGAGUCAAACAUGAUGAUCCGUCCUGUUCAAAUUGAUGUAGCUUUGGCCACAAUCUCCCCUGGGUCGGGAUCGAAUUCUGUGCUUCAGAUGAACAUGGGCCAAGGCAAAACCUCCUGUAUUAUUCCUAUGGCUGCGGCAGCGCUUGCCAACAAGAAACAGCUUGUGCGAGUCAUUGUACCGAAAGCUCUGCUCCAACAAACAGCUCAGCUGCUGCAGGCUAGACUUGGUGGUAUCCUUGGAAGGGGCAUUCGCCAUGUCCCCUUCUCACGUAGAACUCCAACAACCGAGAAAAAGAUACGAACCUAUCAUUCUAUCCACAGAGAUAUGCUCAAGUCCGGAGGUGUCAUGAUAUGUCAACCCGAACACCAGAUGUCAUUUAUGCUCAGCGGCCGACAGCGACUUUUGGACGAGCAGCCCGCGCAGGCAGGACCUAUGAUCAAGGUCCAAGAAUGGCUCACAAGGGUGUCAAGAGAUAUCCUAGACGAGUCGGACUAUACUCUCGCGGUGAGAACCCAGCUUAUUUACCCAUCUGGUGCUCAGACCACAGUCGAUGGGCAUCCACAUCGUUGGCUUGUGGCUGAAGCCGUGCUGAGACUUGUUGAUAAUCAUCUGUAUGGUUUGUCAAUGUCUUUUCCUCACUCUAUCAGCGUUAUUCGACGAAACGGGGGCGGAUUUCCCUUUGUGUUCUUCCUCAGGCAGGAUGUUGAGGAUGAGCUGGUGCGAAGGCUCACAGCAGACAUUUGUCACGGUGCUGGUGGGAUUCUGCCUCUUACUGAACAGGCAAUGGCAACUAAAGACAGAGUCGCCGUCAAAAACUUUCUCAUGCACGCUCGACCUAGCCCUAAAAGUAUAGAGCGCAUCCGGAAUCUCUCGCCAGACAAGCCUAGCUUGAAACAAACGAUCUAUCUUCUGCGAGGUCUCCUCGUCAAUCGCAUCUUAAUGAUGACCCUCAAGAAGCGCUGGAACGUUGAGUAUGGUCUCCAUCCGCACCGCGAUCCCAUAGCAGUGCCUUUCCACGCCAAAGGUGUUCCGAGCGAUCAAUCCGAGUGGGGUCAUCCUGAUGUCGCAAUACUAUUCACUUGUUUGGCCUUCUAUUAUGAUAGCAUAAGUCUAUCUCAACUUAGGCAAUCACUUGAACAUAUCCUCAAGUCCGACGAUCCAUCAACUGAAUACGAUAAUUGGACCCAGAGCACUGAAAAUUUCCCUUCUUCUCUCAAGGCCUGGAAUGCAAUCAACGUGGAUGAUGAGAUGCAACUCGGGGAGAUUUGGAAGGUUGUGCGAUACAAUGAGGUAGUCAUUGAUUAUUUCUUGAACAAUUUCGUGUUUCCGCGACAUGCCAAGCAGUAUGAGGUAAAACUUCAGGCCAAUGGUUGGGAUAUUCCACUCUCACCCCUCCGGAAUAUAGCAGAGAACGACAAAGAGACAGGGAAACCGCUGAGUACAGGCUUCAGUGGUACCAACGACAACAGAACAAUGCUUCCUUUGAACAUUCAACAACAAGAUCUGCCGAGUCUUCACCACACAAGCGCUGAAGUUUUGACCUAUCUUCUUCACCCUCGAAAUCGUCAUUGCAUUCUACCUCAAGAUGUGAAAACUCAACACAUGGGCAGAGCCACCGAGAUGGAUCUCCUAUAUUGCCUCAGGUCGAAAUCCAUCCGUAUCUUGAUCGAUGCAGGAGCCCAGAUCCUGGAAAUGGACAACCACACUCUCGUUCAACAGUGGUUAAAGAUCGACCACUUCGCUUUGGCAGGUUUGUUCUUCGACAAAGACAAUAAACCUUGGAUCCUGACCAAGGAAGGAAGAAGAACACCCCUUCUCGCGUCACCUUUUGCUGAUGACCUUACAAACUGCCUGGUAUAUCUUGAUGAGGCCCAUACCCGCGGGACUGAUUUUAGGCUCCCUCCCACAGCUAAGGGUGCCCUCACUCUUCGUCUGGGCCAGACCAAGGACCACACUGUUCAAGCCGCUAUGCGUUUACGACAGCUGGGAACAACUCAGAUCGUUUCUUUCUUUGUCCCUCCUGAAGUCCACCAGAGCAUCACAGACCUGCAAAACAAGACUAUUCAUGAGCCUAUUGACUCGGCCGAUGUCAUUGAAUGGCUUUUGAACAACACAUGCGACCAAAUUGAGCAGUUACAGCCCCUAUACUAUUCCCAAGGCAUGGAUUAUUGCCGUCGAAUGCAGGCAGCUUUCGAUCACCCCGAUUUUCUAACCGACAAGCCUCAGCGGAAAGCAUAUGUUCAGGCGAUUAAGCAGGACGAACAGCAGAGCCUGCAGAACCUUUACGAGCCGAAAACAAAGAGUCGCGCCGUAGGCAUGCAGACUUCUAACAACACGGUUCUUAAUGGCUUUAUCCAGGAUCUCAAUGCGAGACGCAAGACCUUUCAGGACACUGGCCGAGCCGUUCAUGCCUCUGCUCUACAAGAAGUUGAGCAAGAGAGAGAGGUGGCCUUUGAGGUUGAAUCAGUGCGACAAGUCAAGAAGCCUCAGCAUUUUGCAGCCUUCUCUUUCCCAGGUCUUAACGCUAGCCUCGAGACUUUAAUCAGAACUGGAAGGCUUCCUGCAGACACGAACUACUUUACUCACGUCUUCCAUGCCCUGUCAAAGACAGGAAUCGGUCGCAAGUACAAAGUGCAAUCGAAGGUAACCAAAUCGAAAUUACUCGAGACGGCCGAGUUUGGCCGAACCAUCAAGCCCAAGGGAGACCUCUCUACCGAUGACUUCUUGCGUCCCGUUAACUGGAUCAUUUGGAGCUCUGUCGCCGAGAUCGCCGUCGUUAUCAUGCCCGAAGAAGCCGAAGCUCUGAUUCCCAUCAUGCGAAACUCAAGUGUUCUCACGCAUCUUUUUGUUUACUCUGCACCCAUCACACGCAAAAUGCUCCAGUUCCACGAUUUGACGUUCCAUAGCAUUCCUCCUCUUCCCAAUGACUGGAAAGCUCCAAAGUGGCUUCAGGUUGAGUUGGGAAUUUACGCUGGGCGCUUGUACUUUGAGUGGGACGAAUAUGAUGCCAUGUGCUCCUUGCUAGGAAUCCAGAAUGGCGAGAUCGGCAACGAAGCACAGGACAAAGAACCUACUGGAACCGAGACAGAUGCCGAAGAAGAGACAUCUAAGAUACAACCUGACCUCGAACAAAAGCUCGCCAAAAGCCCACUGGCAUUUCUACAAGAGUGGCUAGCAGUCCGUCGCCGUGGCCAGGAUUUCGCUCACAGCCCCAUGGGCUUUGUCAGUCAGGGCAAGCGUCUCCAAGAGGACCAUGUCUUCUUCAAGGCAGCAGACACAGAGAGUGCGCGUUCUCAAGGGACUGCACUGGCACCAAUUAGAUUUUCCAGUUCAGCUGAAAAUGAUGGGCAGGAUGAUGAUGGCUACUACGGCGUCGACGAUAUGGGUGCCAACGAGGCUGGGGAUAGUGACUCCAGCGACGACGAUAAAAUCGAGUACGACGAGUCCGAGUACGCCAGCGCAUCAUCUAGAAAUUGA